Molecule: messenger RNA, 3276 nt
Organism: Sitodiplosis mosellana (orange wheat blossom midge)
Lineage: Eukaryota; Metazoa; Arthropoda; Insecta; Diptera; Cecidomyiidae
Gene: Usp16-45
Product: ubiquitin carboxyl-terminal hydrolase 16
Exons: 8
Coding region: 252-2897 (881 amino acids)
Biological process (GO): protein deubiquitination
Cellular component (GO): nucleus; cytosol
Molecular function (GO): zinc ion binding; cysteine-type deubiquitinase activity; cysteine-type endopeptidase activity
Source: RefSeq, a predicted model, not a curated record
AGGUUUACGAAGUGUGUCACAUUGUUUUCCAAGUAAAAUCCAGUUGGAAUGAGUUGCAAAUACUUUAUAGAAUCUGUGUGUCUGUCAACAUGAGUCUUUGAUUUCAUUUGGUCAUAACAAGAAGUUAGUUGUUUUAUUUUCUCAUUCAAGGUGUAUUUUUUUCAUCGAUUUUAGUGCUUUUGGUGUUAUCAAAUCAUAAAUACGGCGGUGAUUUUUUGAUUGGGAAUAAAAGCUAGUGUAUGUAAACAAAGAUGGUGAAAAAACGGAGACAAGGUGACCCGUGUGCCAACGACAAUGACUCGUCGUCCGAUGAAAAUUUCCGAAAUCAAACAGAAAAAGGGGAUUCAGACCCAAAAUGUACACACAUCAAACGAGCCGUCGACAUUCAGAAAUUACGUCGAAUGUUCAAGAAAUCGUCCGUGGAAAAUGAAAAAUGUGUCGAUUGCGUGAAAAUGUCAAAUGGUGAUGCAGAUGCCGAGGAUUUUGAACAGGAUCGUUCACUUUGGAUGUGUUUGAAAUGUGGAACAAAUUUGUGCGGUCGAUCGGUCAAUCAACACGCACUUAAGCAUUUUCAGACACCCAGAUCUGACUCACAUGCAUUGGCUUUUAAUACAACAACAUGUGAGGUUUGGUGCUAUGAUUGCGAUGCGUAUGUCACAAAUAUCGAAUCAAGUUUGCAGCAGUGCGUUGAUUUUGUGAAAUCGGAACUGGCCAAGGCAAAAUUGUCGCCCGCAAAAUUAGUCCCACUGGAAAAUGGAGACAGUCUUCCUUCCACGGUUUUAGUCAAUGGUGAUACGAAUGAUGAAAAUACGCCGCAAAUUAACCAAGAAACGAUGCGUUCACUGCUUGGAAACACCAUUAGCAUAGUACAUUCGCUGAGCUCAAAUUCAAAUAUUCCCGGCCAGGCAAAACGGGUGCUAACCAAUGAUGUCAACAAAUUGCCACGCGUACGCGGUUUAUCCAAUUUGGGCAAUACAUGCUUCUUCAAUGCCGUCAUGCAAUGCCUGGCACAAACACCAUUUUUGUUACCUACCCUCAAGGAAUUGUCCAAACCGGAUGAAGAAUUCUCAUUGCCGGGCGGAAAAUUCAAGUUUAAAGACAGCGAAGAGGAAGUUGAAUUGGAGCCCAUUUCUGGAAAGUUAAAAUCAUGGGGACCAUUAACGGCUGCACUUGCUGAAGCAUUGGAGGAAUUGCAAUCCGGAGGUGGCGUAUAUAAUCCAAGGAAAUUGUUUUCGUCUUUGACAAAACUUUGCCCGCAAUUCAGUGGCGGUGAUCAGCACGAUUCGCAUGAAUUGCUCCGCCAUUUGUUGGAGAGUGUGAAAACUGAAGACUUGAAGCGCUACCAAAAAGUAAUCUUGGGGUUUUUGAAUUACUAUGAUGAAUAUCGUGGCAAAGAUCUACAGUCGGUGCCCGACGACAUCAAACAGAAGUGCAAAUUUUAUGGUCAACAAGCGAGCGAACGAAUUUUAUGCCCUGAACAAGUGUUUCGUGGUUUUCUGGUAUCAACAUUGGAAUGCCAGGACUGUCAUAACACAUCGUCGCGUCAUGAAAACUUCCUCGAUUUAUCGCUUUCAGUUACAGUGGAAAAACCAGCGCCACCAAUGCGACGCAAGACGCCACCAAUCCGACGCAAGAGCAGUCCAGAGGAGUUGAGCCCGAACAAAGAACACCAGCGAUCAAAGUACCUUAGACAAAAUGAACAGCGUAAUAACAAGAAAAACCGUUCAUCAUCACAGGAAGAGUCUGAUGCAGACGUUGAAGAUAAUUUGAGUGAAGAUUUUAAUGUAAAGAAUAACAAGAUUAAUGCAAAGAAAGGCGGAAAGGGUGAUUUGAUCGACAGCAAUGGAAACAUCGAAUCGGAGAAACAGGAUGAUGACCCGGAGAAUUUGAAUAAAGAUUUGAAUGAAUCAAAGCCCGUAAAUAAUGAAUUUCUUGAAUUGGGAAUCAGUGCUAAAGGUGGCAAAGAACUUGUACAGCAAAUUUCGCAAAAUGAAAAAGCCGAAUCGAAUGAACCAACAUCAUUGCUAGACAGUUUUCAGCAAAUGAAUUUGGUCAAGGAUAAACAAACAAAAACUAAACGGAAACGCUUGCACAGUUAUACUAACUGGAGUACAACCAUUGCACCACGAUACCAAUGCGAGGACGGUGAAUGUUCGGUGCAAUCUUGCUUGAAUAACUUUACGGCUGCUGAGCUGAUGACGGGCAACAAUAAAGUGGGCUGCGACGCAUGUUCGGAACGUAUUAACGGAAAGGGUGGCAAAACGAUAAAUACUAAUGCAACGAAGCAAUUUUUGAUAUCGAGCCCGCCUGCGGUGCUCAUUUUGCAUUUGAAACGUUUCCAAGUCGGUCCACGAUGUAUGUUCCGUAAGAUGACCAAACAUGUAUCAUUCGAGUUCACCUUGAACUUGGCCCCGUUCUGUGCAUCAAAAGUUAAAACACUUCCGAAUGUGCAUCGAUAUCAACGCAAACUAAUUUACUCGUUGUAUGGCAUCGUUGAGCAUUCAGGUGGCAUGUACGGUGGACAUUAUGUUGCUUAUGUUAAGAUGAGGCCAAAUCUAACGCCCGAUGAUCCACGUUGGAAAUUCUUGCCGAAAGGAAGCAAAGUGGAAUUGGAUCAGACUGAUGAACAGAAGGCUCGAUUGGACGAAGCGUUGCGAAAGACUCAGUUAAAGGAAAAUCGACUCCAAGGUGGCGAUAGCGAUGAUUCGACGUCAUCGUCAUCCUCCGAUUCUGGAAUAAGUUCGAAUGCAAGCAGUAGACGAGAGGUACCGCCAAUCAUACCGGCUCCACCUGAGGGCAAAUGGUACUACGUAUCGGAUAGCCAUGUAAUGGAAGUAACCGAGGAACGAGUGAGAAAUGCUCAGGCCUAUUUGCUCUUCUACGAACGAACAUACUAGAUGAAUUCAAACACCUGAAUUGGAUUUUAUCUGUGUUUUUGUUUUGCAUUAAAAAUCGAAAACGUUCAAAACGAUUUCAGUUAAAUUAUCAAUUGCAUUUUAAAUUAGAAUUAUUUGCCGUUUCGCAAAGAGUUUUUUUUUUCUUUUCGUUUUUCUAUAUGAAUCAACAAACCAACGUCAAGAUGAUAUAAUAUUGUAAUUCAAUGGAUAUAAAUUUAUAAAUGAUGUUUCUCCUCUCUCCUUCUCACUUGUUGAUUCAAUUGAUUUGCAUGCAUUUCAGCUAAUCGAGAUAGUUAUGUCAUAAACGUGUAUAAAAAAAAAAACAACAAAUUUAAUUAAAUAAAGAGAUGAUUAUUCGAAUCUUGGCGAAUCAACCGAA